This is a messenger RNA of Paramormyrops kingsleyae, 754 nucleotides long. It is a transcript of the gene nppal, whose product is annotated as natriuretic peptide A-like. Gene Ontology annotation, molecular function: hormone activity. Lineage: Eukaryota; Metazoa; Chordata; Actinopteri; Osteoglossiformes; Mormyridae. Gene Ontology annotation, biological process: receptor guanylyl cyclase signaling pathway; cGMP biosynthetic process. Gene Ontology annotation, cellular component: extracellular region. The record is from RefSeq and is a predicted model, not a curated record.
UUCCUUCAUUGAAAUCAGUCACGACUGAGAUUUCCUCGGGUAUCUGUGACGAAACCAGCCGCAGAUAUAUAAACGCACCUGCAGCGGAAGGAGAGCGCAGAACGAGCUUAUUUGUGUCUGACCUGGGGAAACAUCUUAGUCCGUGUAGCUGGGAACUCAGUAGUAGCCUACGUAUAAAAUACGUAAAAAAUGUCAUCAAACAUCAUCAUUUGUUUUAUCUCUACUCUGUUGCUUUUAAACCUGGUUCAAGCCAAACCCAUCUCCAGCCUGCAGAGUCUUAAACAGCUGCUGGAAGAGGACAGCAACGCGCCGUAUCUCACUUCCGAGGAGAAAGUGGAGAAGGAGGACAAAGACAUGAAUUCUGACAACUUCAACGCGGAAAACCUGCCGCCGUGGGGGAGCGGCGUGAAAAGCAGUGCGCUUUCGGAGAAUGAGAACGCGAUCGCGCGUCUCCUCAACGACAUCCUGUCGACCUCCAAGCGCUCCUGGAGCAGGUUCAAGAAGGGCGGUCUGAGGAGCUGCUUUGGCGUCCGGCUGGAGCGGAUCGGCUCCUUUAGCGGACUGGGAUGCUGAAAGACAGGUGCAACCGGACAGGCAAAUCCCCUUCGGAUAUAACGCAUAUCUUCAAUCCAGAAAAAAAAUGAACGUUUACAAUAGUUUUUAUGACAGUUGUUUAUUAAAAGUUUUGUUUUUUGAUGUCCUUUUAACUCUUAGAUGUAUAUACAGUUAUUAAAAAUGAACAUUGGACUAUUAA